AUGAAUGACGAACAGUUGCGUGAACUCUUUUCGUCGUUGGCAACCCUGGCCCAACAGGGACCGGUUCCAGUGCAGGCGUACAGCAUCUUAAUUCACAACCACUCACCGGAAUCGUUGGCCGAUCUGUUACACCAACGGUGGCUCUCCGACACUCGAUUCAUAAACAUUGCGGCGAACAUUACAAAUUCUGAUGGACUUGCGUUGUCAUCGUGUGUUUUGGCUUUGCUUCUAAAUGACUACCGUAAUCGGCUGGAAAUGCGCCGCCGUUCAGCACUUAUGUUCAGGAACAGCACAUGUGCGCUAUUCGAGAUGUACACUGUUUUUCUUGAAUUCGAUCCCUUUGUGGCAAAAUGUCUGGUGAAGCCAAUGUUUCAAUCUUUGGAUAGUCUACUAGACGAACAUGCCCUUUCCGAAGAUUUAGAGGCAGCAGGAACAAUUCUUACAAACCACGGCGCGGCACUGAAUAAUCUGAAUUCAUACCUAAUUGAUCGUCUGAUUGUUAAAAUUCGUUCGAAAAUUUGUUCUGAUGACCAGCAGAUGAACUGCGGCGUCAGACGGAUUUUUCUCCACGUGCUAGAUUUAUGGGUUUGGAGCUGGAAUGAAUUGAUGAUACCGGAAUGCCUCACAAUCGGCUACUUCGAUAACGUUCCGUCAGUGGAAAAUUCAACACCUAAGCGUAAAUGUGGCAUUGAAAACAAGGAAUUUGGAAGUAAGGAAAGUGUUGUGUGA
Angiostrongylus costaricensis is the source of this 729-nucleotide messenger RNA. Lineage: Eukaryota; Metazoa; Nematoda; Chromadorea; Rhabditida; Metastrongylidae. The record is from the annotation of a GenBank genome assembly.